Molecule: messenger RNA, 1968 nt
Organism: Microplitis demolitor
Lineage: Eukaryota; Metazoa; Arthropoda; Insecta; Hymenoptera; Braconidae
Product: nuclear FMR1 interacting protein 1
Exons: 7
Coding region: 250-1968 (572 amino acids)
Biological process (GO): box C/D snoRNP assembly
Cellular component (GO): nucleus
Molecular function (GO): RNA binding
Source: RefSeq, a predicted model, not a curated record
CUGUCUGAGGUCUGCAUUCACACUCAUAUAAUUUUGUAUAUUUGUAUGUAAUGUUAUUAGAGUAAAAAAAAGAUAAGGACACGAGAUAAUAUAAAUAGUCGCCAUUUUAUAUCAUAACGCCGACGUAAAUUACAACAAACUCGUAAACUCGCAGUUAAAUAUUUAAAUUUAUAAAAAUAAUUGUAUAAAUAAUAUAAAUAAUUACUCAGAGGAUUUAUAUAAAUAAAUAUACUCAGGAAAAACAGAAAAAUGAGUCCAUUGAAUAGAGGACCGCUGAUGCCUCCACGAAUGCCACCAGUAGGCAUGAGACCGCCGCCACCGCGUUUCGGGCGACUUCCAAUGCCAGGAAUGCCUCCGAGAAUGCCGCCACCACCUCCACCAAUGGGCCCAGCUUUUGGACCGAUGCGCCCACGUAUGCCACCACCACCUCCUAGGCCUGGUUCAAUGAUGAGACCUGGACCUGGUGGCCCGCCACCGCUACCUCUCUUUGGUCCCAGGACACGUGGGCCUCCGCCUCUUAUGCAUCCGAUGAUGGGGCCCCGUGGUAUGGGACCACGUGGACCUCCAAUGAGACCGGGGCCCAGAGGGAUUUUACCUCCACAGGGUUUGCCACAUAUGAGACCGAGGUUUCCACCAGGAAAUGGGACCACCAAAGCCAAAACUAUUAAUAAUGCCAAGAAAGGCAUCAAAUUAGAGGAGUUGGAAUUAAAGAAGCCUUGGAUGACAGACGAAAUUCGCGGAGAAAUUCAGCGAAAAAAUAAAUUAUACGCGAAAGCUAAAAAAAAUAAAGACGCUAAAGAGUGGGAGGAAUUCAAAGAUCUGAGAAAUAAAGUAACGCGUAUGAUUAAAGACGCUAAGAAUGAGUAUUUUUCAAAAAAUCCUGAUCAGGCAGCCUUGUACCAAGACGAUCAAGAUUAUCACGAUGAUCGUGAUGAAAACAAUCAGAGUGAAGAUGAAGACGUUAUUUAUUACUGUGAAAUAUGUGACCGUGAAUUUAUGACCGAUAAAUUACUGAAUGAUCACAAUAGUACACAUAAAAUUUGUGGUAUAGAUGGAUGUACAUUCUCAGCGCAUCCUAAAUUAGUUGAAAAACAUAUUGCGAUGCAGCAUCGUACUGGUUAUUUUAGUAAAUUGAAAAAUUUAACGACACCUGAGGAUAUUGAAAAGUGGAUUAAUGAACGCAAACGAAAGUAUCCAACAAAGAGUAACGUGGACUCUAAAAAAGCUGAGCAAGCUGAAAAAGAAGCUCGUGGUGAAAUAAUGAAUAAAAAUUUCAAAUCUAAGAUAUCAAAUAAAUCUAGAGAAAAUGUCAACAUUAAAAGUAAGAGAAGAAAGAAGAGAUUGAGAAAGAAACCAGAGAAAAAAGCUGAAGAUGUUGAAAUUGAGGAAACUUGUCAGGGUGUCCGGCAAUUUAGAGGCACUAAAAUUUUUAAUGAAGAAGAAAAGUCAGUGUGUGAAAUUACGAAUGAAGAAUUUAAAUUAGAGAACCCGAUUACUGAUGAUGAGGAUGAGGUUCAAAUGACCAAUGAAUUUCCAGAGGUUCAAAGGACUAAUGCACUUCCGGAGCCAAUAAUUAAACCGAUUGGUAGUUUGGUUGCUAAUUACAGUAGUUCAGAUGACGAACCACCUGAGGAGAUUCCUAUUAAAAAAGUAAAAGUGGAAGAAAUUAAUAUCAGUAAAGAUACUUCCGCUUCUUCAGAAGCUUUGGAUACGGCUGCUCGUGAACAAUUACCGUUGGUUAAAAAUUCAGUUGAAUUUAAUAAGAGAGAUAAAAUAUCUCAUAAAGAUAAUUCUAAGCAAAAUAAUAAUAAUAAUAAUAAUAAUAUAAAUAAAAGAAAAAAUCUUUAUCAAAGACAUGCAUUAUUAGAACAAUUGUUAUCACAAUCAAUAACACAUGAGAGAAAUUAUAUAUGUCAAUGUAUAAAAUAUAUAGUCGAUAAUAAUUUUUUUACUCAAAACGCUCAAUAA